AUGGCAGCGAAUGCGGUAGUCUCAUCCAGGUUUCAACGAUUUAUUAAUCAUCCUGCGGGUCCAAAAACCGUUCAUUUUUGGGCGCCGGUUAUGAAAUGGGGCUUGGUUAUUGCUGGUAUAAGCGAUCUCAAGCGACCCCCAGAAUCGUUAUCAGUAUCUCAAACUUGCGCUCUUACAGCGACAGGAUUGAUUUGGUCACGAUAUUCCACACAAAUUAUCCCUGUAAAUUAUACUUUAUUAUCGGUAAAUUUAUUUGUAGCUGGAACUGGAUUAACCCAAAUGUAUAGAAUAUGGAAUUAUCGUCGGUCGUUAAAAUCAUCACCUGAAUCAUCUAGCGAGACAUUAGUAGUAAAAAGUACCGAUUCAUCUUAA
Funneliformis caledonium is the source of this 372-nucleotide messenger RNA. NCBI's taxonomy places the organism in Eukaryota, Fungi, Glomeromycota, Glomeromycetes, Glomerales, Glomeraceae. The record is from the annotation of a GenBank genome assembly.